CGGCCCGGCCCUUCCGGGGCGCUGUGCCCGCCCUGCACGGCACCCGGCGCGGCCCGAGGGCAGCGGGACAUGGCGGGCUGGGCGGCGCUGUGCUGGGGGGCACGGCUGCCGAGCCCCGGCCCCGCCGCCGCCGCGUUGCGCCGUGCGGCCGCGCUGCCCGCGGCGUGCGGGCGGCCCUAUAGCGCCCGCGGCGAGGAAAAAUUAGAUAUGUCGGUGUAUCCUGUGGAAAGCAUUAGAAACUUCAGUAUUAUAGCUCAUGUAGAUCAUGGCAAAAGCACACUAGCAGACAGAUUGCUGGAAAUUACAGGAACAAUUUCUAAAACUAACCAUAAUAAACAAGUGCUGGAUAAACUGCAGGUGGAACGUGAAAGAGGAAUUACAGUUAAAGCCCAAUCUGCAUCUCUCUUUUACAAUCAUGAAGGCAUAAACUAUCUCUUAAAUCUUAUUGACACGCCUGGUCACGUAGAUUUCAGCUAUGAAGUAUCCCGAUCACUGUCUGCCUGUCAAGGUGUUAUACUUGUAGUGGAUGCAAAUGAGGGUAUUCAGGCUCAGACAGUGGCAAACUUCUAUCUCGCCUUUGAAGCACAGCUUUCGAUAAUUCCUGUUAUAAAUAAGAUUGACUUGAAAAAUGCAGACCCUGAAAGAGUUGAAAAACAAAUUGAGAAGCUAUUUUAUAUCCCUACAGAUGAAUGUAUAAGGAUUUCUGCUAAACAAGGUACAAAUGUUGAAAAAGUUCUUCAGAAGGUCAUUGAGAAGAUCCCACCACCCCAAUGUAAUACUGCUGAUCCAUUGAAAGCCUUGGUAUUUGACUCUACCUUUGACCACUACCGAGGUGUCAUAGCUAACAUUGCCCUCUUUGGUGGGGAGAUUGCAAAAGGACAUAAAAUUGUGUCUGCACACACAAAGAAAAGAUAUGAAGUUAAUGAAGUUGGAAUUCUGACUCCAAAUGAACAGCCAACACAUAAGCUCUAUGCAGGACAGGUGGGGUACCUGAUUGCUGGAAUGAAAGAAGUAACGGAAGCCCAAAUAGGAGACACACUCUUUUUGUAUAAACAGCCAGUGGAGCCUUUGCCUGGCUUUAAGUCAGCGAAGCCAAUGGUUUUUGCAGGAAUGUAUCCUGUAGAUCAAACAGAAUAUAAUAAUCUCAAAAGUGCUCUGGAAAGGCUGACAUUGAAUGACUCCAGUGUAACUGUUCAUCGUGACACUAGCCUUGCUUUAGGAGCUGGAUGGAGAUUGGGUUUUCUUGGUCUUCUACACAUGGAAGUCUUUAAUCAACGUUUGGAGCAAGAGUAUAACAUGUCUGUUAUUUUGACUGCACCUACAGUUCCGUAUAAAGCUGUUCUUUCCUCAGCAAAGUUGAUAAAGGAGCAUGGAAAAGACCAGAUUACUAUUAUCAACCCUUCGCAGUUUCCUGAUAAAUUUUCAGUAUCAGAAUACUUGGAGCCAAUUGUUCUUGGUACUAUUGUAACACCUCAUGAAUAUAUUGGGAAAAUAAUUACUUUGUGUCAGGAUCGUCGGGCAGUCCAGAAGGAUAUGUUGUACAUUGAUGAAAACAGGGUUAUGCUAAAAUACCUCUUUCCACUGAAUGAAAUUGUGGUGGAUUUUUAUGAUGUUCUCAAGUCUCUGUCUUCUGACUAUGCAAGUUUUGAUUAUGAAGAUGCAGGUUACCAAUCAGCAGACCUAAUCAAAAUGGAUAUUCUUCUAAAUGGAAAUCCAGUUGAAGAACUGGCAACUAUCAUACACAAUGAUAAAGCCUAUGCUGCUGGUAAACUCCUGUGUGAACGUUUAAAAGAGACUAUUCCUAGACAGUUGUUUGAAAUAGCCAUCCAGGCUGCCAUUGGCAAGAAAAUCAUUGCAAGAGAAACGCUGAAAGCUUACAGAAAAAAUGUUGUGGCAAAAUGUUAUGGUGGAGACAUUACAAGAAGAAUGAAGCUUUUAAAGAGGCAAGCAGAAAGCAAGAAGUUGAUGAGAAAAAUUGGCAAUGUUGAGGUUCCAAGAGAUGCCUUCAUACGAGUUCUGAAGAGAGAAACUGACAAAUAGAGAUCGACAUCUGAUCAUUCAGAUCAUGUCAACUUUUUGCAGACAACAGCCAAGUGAGCUAACACGUGAUUUAUAACUGUGAGAGGGAACAUACUUGACUUUCAGUGGUAUAAAUUUAGUAUGUGUGGGAAGAUGAAUUGGAAGGACUUAAAAAUGUACAUAUAUUUGUAGAUUAUUAUGAAAUUAAAGUUAAGACUGCGUCUAAAAGUUCAUAUUGUAUUGUUUUUCAUUUUAUUUCACUGUUUUCAUACAUUUAACACUUAACAUAACUUGGAGGGUUUUUGGCAUAGGAAGUCUCUAUAUGAGAGGAACCAUAUGGAAAAAAGGUUAUAAAAAUAAUUUAAAGGUAUGUAUAGACAAAAAUGUUGUAUUGGUUUGGUUUUUUUUCUUUUAAAGUUUGAACUGUUGGCACAAAAGUAUCAAGCUGUUUCCUGUUUUACUUUCUCUAAAGCUGCUGUUGUCAGGAAAUUGUGAUGCUGGGAAACCACUGCAGAGGAAAAAAUCAAAACUUUUUAAAUUUACCACACAGCUGAAGUGUGCAAAUUUACUAUUAGUUCAGCCUAGCUAUGCUCAUCUCCAGGGAAAUUACAAGUUUUAAUAUAUUGAAACACAGGAUCUGUAACUGUUUCACUAGUAAGACCAAUUCAGGUUUUAAAAAAUUAUUUAACAUGAAGGUUUGGUUAUAGCAUAUCUUGGUGUAGUUGGUGAAGUUUGAUUUAUAUUGUUUACAUACUGAAGUUUGUCAGUGUCCCCAGAUAAAUGCUGCAGUGCAUAAUGUAAGGUGUUAGUUUUGGAAGUGCACAAAGCAAUUAUGAAAGUAAGUUAAUGACCCUACUAUAUACUGUGUUUAUGACUGUUUACCCUCCUCCAAAAGCUUUUGAGCUGCAUUAACAUUUUUGAUUUUCAAUACUAGUUUUGCUUUUCACAGAUCUUAAUUUCUUGUUAUUAAAUAUAUUUUAGUGAACAAAUCAGUAGUCAUACCUGCUAAAGUACUCAAUCAUCAGGAAAGUCUGCCAUUAAAUUUAGGCUUAUACCUACACUUUAGUAACAAGCUACUUGUAUUUUGGCUUGCGUACAAGGAUGAACUGGGAAAAUCUUUGGAGGGAUGGAAUUGAACAGGACAUGUUCCCUUUGAACCUGUAUUAGUUUCAGAGUACAGAAAAAGGGGAGAGGGAAUUUUUAGACUUUAAUGGGGUUUUUUUGGUUUGGGUUUUUUUGUGUGUUUUUUGGUUUUUUUGGUUUUUUUUGGGUUUUUUUUUGGUUUUGUUUUGUUUUUUGUGUUAUUUGAAGCUGUUUCAGGUGCACUGAAAAACCAAAAUUCUGGAUGUUAACAAGGUAUCUGCAUCUCUGAUAAAGGUACCUAAGCUGCUGCUACUGACCCAGAAAAAAGGAAGGAUGCUAUGGAUUAAGGCUCUCUAACAUAUUUAUUAUUCCUCUCCUGUAAAAGCUAGCAUUUAAGAAACUACAAAUGCAGGGAUACAUGGUAGGAGCAAAGAGCUAAAACAAGGUCCUCCCCACUCCUUGAACUGGACCUGUAAGAAAGCACUGGUUCUCUACUGAGGAACAAGGCAGAAGCUAAAGGUAAGCUAAAAAUUAUCCAGACAGUAAAUCAUAUCCUUGCUGACUGACACAUCAAGUGUAUGUUACCUAAUUAAAUAAGUUACAUAGAUGGAUAAAGCUGACUUGAGAAUCUGUUUUAGCCUUACUAUAGUCACCCGAGGCAGAAUAAAAAAAUACAAAUUGGAGUCUUAAUUCUGAGAGGACUUGGACUCUUAUUCUGAGAGGACUUAUCAGUUUUGAGAACAAUAACUUAAAUGAACUGGGUAGUACAUGUACAGUACAUGAAGUAUUAGUUUUUGACACAAAAGUACCUGAUCCUAUCUAGUUACUUUUUCUUUUCCCCCUUUCCUUUGAAAAUACCUUAAAAUCAAAAAGAAUAAAAUGGUAACCUUGAUGUGCUAGGCUAACUUAGAAUUUACUCUUAAGACUACUGAACUUAAAAAUGCUUGCCUUGCCAUUACUGCAGAGUAACAGGUUAAAUUUUAUGCAACUUAAGGGGUCGACUUGCUCUUAAUAGUUGACAAGUUUGGAAGGUACUCUCCUGAAAAAAUAGUAUUUCAUAAAAUGAUUGGAAGUAUCUUAAGAAAUGAAAUAAAGGAAACAUUGUGGUAGUACUUAAAAAAAUUACAUCCUAUAGCAUUCAUAAUUUUAAAAACCCCAUAGUGUAACAAGAGAAACAAGCUGGAGAACAACCAAAAACUGUUCAUUAAGAGGCAGAAACAGUUCCAGACCCACUCAAGGACAGACAGGUUCUGCUGUAUCAGUAUUUAAAGUGGCCUGUGUUUUACAGAAGGCUGAAUAGUUAAAAAGGGAGAAAAGAUACUAAUUCUGUGAUCUUGCACAUCUUGAACACAAAGGGCUUUAGUUGGUACGGUUGCCAAACAAGGCACGUGGGUGAAAGGUGUGCUGGAAUAAAGAACAAGAAUAUUGUUUCAACAGAAUUCUCCAUUUUACCAUAUGAAGGAUGAUGAUCAUCAAGAUAAAUACAUGAUUCAAUUGCUUUUAAUACUAACCUAAAUUCAUUACUACUUUUAGUUUCAUGCUUUUUGUAAUAGAAUUGUUUAUAAACUUGCUUAGCUGUAAAGGCUAGUGGCAAACUUAAUACUGCAUUUUGAGUCAUGUAUUACCUGGAACAGCACUCUCCUGAAAGGGAGUCUUUUCAACUUUUUUCCCCACUAUGUUGCAUUACGCUUCAAAAAUACAUCUGUGUAAACUGAGCCUUAUAGCCUGUUUUAAAUGUGUGGAUGUUCAAUGUACUGUUGAGAACUGAAACACCAGGCCUGGCUUCCUACACUGCUAUAGACAGAUUCUUCCACGCUUAUGUAAUUUCACAGAAUCGGAGAACGGUCCAGAUUUGAAAUGACCCUGUAAGACCAUUUAUGAGAAAGGUGAGCCUAGAUGAGACUCUACCACAGCCCCAGGGAGAUAACGUGAUUUUGUAAUGAAGACUACAUGCCUGUCAUUUAGGUGAAAAGUUAAAUAGUUGAAGUUCUGCUUAGUUGCACUUUCUUGCAGUG
This is a messenger RNA of Prinia subflava (tawny-flanked prinia), 5117 nucleotides long. It is a transcript of the gene GUF1, whose product is annotated as GTP binding elongation factor GUF1. Gene Ontology annotation, biological process: positive regulation of translation. The transcript has 17 exons. The record is from RefSeq and is a predicted model, not a curated record. Gene Ontology annotation, molecular function: GTP binding; mitochondrial ribosome binding; GTPase activity. NCBI's taxonomy places the organism in Eukaryota, Metazoa, Chordata, Aves, Passeriformes, Cisticolidae. Bases 70 to 2040 code for a protein of 656 amino acids. Gene Ontology annotation, cellular component: mitochondrion.